AUGCCUUCUUCCGCGUACCAGCAAGGUGACAAGGUCAAGUAUCGCCCCAUUGGUGGCGACUCCGACAAUGUCUCUCACUCGACUGGCACUAUCGAAGAGGUCGUUGAAGCAGACGAUGGCUCUGUCCGUUAUGCCAUCAAGAACGACAAUACGGGCAAGACCACGGACUAUCAGGAGAUGAACAUUGUCAGCAAGAUUUGA
Messenger RNA from Laetiporus sulphureus 93-53, 201 nucleotides. RefSeq lists its product as uncharacterized. The coding region runs from base 1 to 201 and encodes 66 amino acids. The transcript is spliced from 5 exons. The record is from RefSeq and is a predicted model, not a curated record. NCBI's taxonomy places the organism in Eukaryota, Fungi, Basidiomycota, Agaricomycetes, Polyporales, Laetiporaceae.